CCCAAUAAACAAUAGCCACAUUUCAUCUACCCCUUAACCAAAUUGUUCUGAUUCUGAUAACACUUGAACUCCAUUUUCUCUCUCAUACAAUCUAGAAAAAAAAAUAAAAAAAUUGAUAUGUCAGUAGCAACUUCAAUCCCAUGUAUGAGACUGCCAACAACAACAACAACAACAGCAUCAUCAUCAUGUUGUUCAUCUUCAACAACUAACUUUAGCUUAAGGUUAUCACAAACUAAGCCGCCUUGUAUGUCAUCAUUUACUGUAAGGUGUUCACAGACAGAAGGUCCCAUCAGAAGACCUACUGCUCCUUCUCCUGCUCCUCCUCUGCAGUCGCCUAAGCCACCUUCUUCUUCUCCUCCUCCACCUCCACCUCCACCUCCAAAGCCGGUGUCGGCUUCGGCUACUACAAUGGUUGAAGAUAAGAGUUUGGUUACGUUGGAGUUUCAGAGGGCUAAGGCUAGGGAACUUCAAGAUUAUUUUAAGCAGAAGAAGCUUGAAGAAGCUGAUCAAGGCCCUGCUUUUGGUUUUGUUCCUAAAAAUGAGAUUGGUAAUGGCAGAUGGGCAAUGUUUGGAUUUGCUGUUGGGAUGCUGACAGAGUAUGCAACUGGAUCUGACUUCGUUCAUCAACUUAAACUCAUUCUCUCCAAUUUGGGGAUUGUAGAUUUAGAAUGAGCUAAUAUCUUUGAUUUCAUAUUCUACUUUUUACACUUCCUUCUGUUAUUUCUGUCAUCAAAAAUCAGAAAUUUCCCCUUAUUUUGUGCGUUGUUAUCAUUUAAUUCAACUGUUGGUUGCCAUUACCUGUAUUUAUGUACUUCUUUUUCUUUUUAUAGUACCUGUAUUUAUGUA
Spinacia oleracea (spinach) is the source of this 846-nucleotide messenger RNA. Its product is annotated as light-harvesting complex-like protein OHP2, chloroplastic. The record is from RefSeq and is a predicted model, not a curated record. Bases 118 to 672 code for a protein of 184 amino acids. Gene Ontology annotation, cellular component: chloroplast thylakoid membrane. The transcript is spliced from 2 exons. Lineage: Eukaryota; Viridiplantae; Streptophyta; Magnoliopsida; Caryophyllales; Amaranthaceae.